Messenger RNA from Salvia splendens (bonfire salvia), 655 nucleotides. RefSeq lists its product as uncharacterized. The coding region runs from base 126 to 434 and encodes 102 amino acids. The record is from RefSeq and is a predicted model, not a curated record. The transcript has 2 exons. NCBI's taxonomy places the organism in Eukaryota, Viridiplantae, Streptophyta, Magnoliopsida, Lamiales, Lamiaceae.
CGUGUGUGAAAAAAAAAAUACUGAUGCACUAGAAGGAUUCGACAAAUUCCUAUAUAAAGACGACCGAAAGCAUACAUUUGCAUUCAAUUUCAAUUAUCUCCACAUUCAUAGAAUAAUAUAAACUCAUGGCCUCCCUUCAGGUUGAUCAUGCAAGUGAUGUGAUAACGGAAGCUGAAGUUACCAGUAAAGAGCCGCCUCCGUUGGCAGCGCCGGAAAAUGCUAAAGCCUUGGAUGUGGAAGAUGAGGAAGAUCUGGAAGACUUGAGCGAGCCAACAUACGAAGAGAAGACUGGGAAUUCCGACGAUGAAGAUGCCGAAUACUCGCCGUUCAUGGAGAGGGAAGACGGAGAAGAAGCGCCGCCUUUAAGUUACGGCGGAGGACCGGCCACCUUCGACGAUUUUAAUGAAGAUGAUGACGAGGACGACAUCGUUUAAUCAAAAUAUUCAUAUAACCUCAAUAUUACAAGCCAAAAUAUUUAUGUAAGGAAUUUGAGCUGGCCAUCUUUGUGGGAUCAUGGUGUUGUUUAGGUUAACUAUAUGGACUAAAUUAUAGGCUUGUUUACCCAUAUUAUUGAAUGUUAGGCUUGUUUGUUUGACGGAAAGGUGAUUCACAUAAAAAUGAUUUAUAAGAAUAUAAUAUUUAAAAUUAUAAUUUA